AUUUCGUAUAUUUUGAAGAGGGUGUUGUGUUGAUUUCAAGUCGGAAUUUGAGUCGAUUUGAAUUUCAAAACCGGAAACGAGGGUCUCUCACUGAUUUUACUGAAAGAGAGACGAAGAUCGAACUCAAAUGUGACCGUGAUUGAAGGAAAAGGGCUUUGGAUCCAAUCGGCGAAGUAACAGCGCCAUCAAAUGGCGCUGUUUAGACGCUUCUUUUAUCGGAAGCCGCCGGAUCGGCUUCUCGAGAUCUCCGAACGUGUUUAUGUGUUUGAUUGUUGCUUCUCUGCGGAUGUAUUGGAAGAAAAUGAGUACAGAGUGUAUAUGAGUGGCAUUGUGGCGCAGCUACAAGACUACUUUCCUGAUGCUUCAUUCAUGGUUUUUAAUUUCAGAGAAGGGGAAAGGAGGAGCCUAAUUUCAGAUAUUUUAUCUCAGUAUGACAUGACUGUUAUGGAUUAUCCACGACAGCAUGAGGGAUGUCCACUGCUGCCCCUUGAAAUGAUUCAUCAUUUCCUUAGAUCUAGUGAAAGCUGGUUGUCAUUGGAAGGGCAGCAGAAUGUUCUUUUAAUGCACUGUGAAAGAGGAGGAUGGCCAGUACUCGCUUUCAUGCUUUCUGGUCUUCUGUUAUAUCGAAAGCAGUACACUGGUGAGCAGAAGACUCUUGAAAUGGUCUACAAGCAGGCUCCUAGAGACCUUCUCCAGCUUCUGUCUCCUUUGAACCCCCAAUCUUCCCAUUUAAGAUAUCUUCAGUAUAUUUCUAGAAGAAAUUUGGGUUCUGAUUGGCCUCCAUCAGAUACACCUCUGUUUUUGGAUUGUCUAAUUCUUAGAGUUCUUCCAACCUUUGAAGGGGGAGGAGGUUGCAGGCCUGUUGUGCGUGUUUAUGGACAGGACCCAAAAACACCUGCCGCUAGAAGUUCUAAACUUCUAUUUUCAACUUCAAAGAAAAGAAAUCAAGUCCGUCACUUCCUAAAGGAAGAAUGUGCAUUGGUAAAAAUAGAUAUUCAUUGCCGUAUUCAAGGGGAUGUUGUGAUUGAGUGCAUCCAUUUAAACGAAGAUUUGGUGCAUGAAGAGAUGAUAUUCAGAGUUAUGUUUCACACAGCAUUUGUUCGAGCAAAUAUUUUGAUGCUCAAUUGUGAUGAAAUUGAUGUGUUGUGGGAUGCCAAGGAUCAAUUUCCAAAGGACUUUAGAGCAGAGGUACUUUUUACGGACUCAGAUGCUGUUGUCCCUCAUCUCACUGAAGUUAUGGCAAGUGAAGAUGGGAAUGAGAUAGAAAGUGUUGCACCAGAGGAAUUUUUUGAGGCUGAAGAGAUCUUCAGCAAUGCAGUCAAUGCACUGGAAGGAAAGGUAGAUGACGACAGUCUGAUAGUUCAUUACAAGGUAGAGAAAAAAGAUGUAUGGAGGGAGAAUGUGGGUCCUUCUAAAUUUCAAGAUUGUGUUCCAGAUUAUGGGAAUUUCAGGCAGGACGUCAAGGUUGAUUCUCGUUUGGAUGCAGUUAAGGACAUUGCUGUCGAUGAUGUGAAUUAUAAAUUAGAUAAGAGGAUGGAUUCUGACAUUAAUGCAGUGAAAGACAUCACUGUUGAUGAUGGAUUCGUCAAAGUUGAACCAGUCGCAUUAACUGUUGAUGUGCCGAGAGAAAGAGGAACCAUGGAAGUAACAGAAGAUGUGUAUGGAAAAUUGGAAGAACUGGAGGAUAAGGGCAAUAGAAAAGACUGUGUUCCACCGAAGAAUGCAGAAUCUAAGAUCUUGCACCAAAGGUUGAAAACUGAUGUUUCCAAGCCUAAACCUGAGAAAAUACUGUCUGCUUCAAAGAAACAGGCUGGGAUCGGUCCAAAACCAGCUUUAGAUUCUCUUGUGGUGAAACCAAAGAGCAAACAACUAGAAGCUCAUGGUCCUCCUGCAAGACAAGCAAAGCCAUCUUUAUCUAGGUGGAUCCCUUCUAACAAAGGCUCUUAUACCAAUUCGAUGCACGUAUCAUAUCCACCCAAUUCAAUGGAUGUAUCACAUGUACCAUCACGAUAUAAUAGUGCACCGCCUGGACAAUCUGAUAGUGCGCCUUUGAAGGAUUCUCAUUCAAGUGCCAAUCAAAAGGGCUCUAGUGGAGCUUUGAAUUCAAAGGAUAUUUCAUCCAAGCAAAAAAGUGUGAAGGCCUCACCAUCCUCAUUACCACCACCACCUCCACCCCCACCACCACCCAAAUUUUCUUUUGUGUAUUCACAAUCUCUUCAGGAAAAUGCAACUUCUAUAAUACCUCUCUCACCUCCUCCACCACCUUUGGAAUCUAGGAAUCCUUUAGCUGACCCUAUUGUACUAAAUUCUCCACCUCCACCACUACCUCCUGGUCGUGGAGCUUCUCCUCCUCCUCCACCUCCUGGAGGCCGAGCUCUGGGUCCUCCACCUCCACCUAGAGGUCCUGGUGGUGCACCUCCACCUCCGCCAUUGGGUUCCAAAGUAGCUGAUGGGAGAGGAGGGCGUGGGCUUCCACGUCUGGCAGCUGCUACAGCACCUAGAAGGUCUUCUUUAAAGCCUUUGCACUGGAGCAAGGUCACAAGGGCAAUACAAGGAAGCUUAUGGGAAGAAUUACAAAGACAUGGACAACCUCAAAUCGCGCCAGAAUUUGAUGUUUCAGAGCUUGAGACUCUUUUCUCUGCAGUUGUUCCUAAACCUGCUGAUUCAGUUAAUAGAUCUGGAGGGAGACGCAAAUCACUUGGAUCAAAACCUGACAAAGUCCACCUGAUUGACUUGAGGAGGGCCAACAACACCGAAAUCAUGCUCACUAAAGUGAAGAUGCCACUUUCUGAUAUGAUGGCUGCAGUGCUAGCAAUGGAUGAUGCUGUAUUGGAUGUUGAUCAAGUGGAAAAUCUCAUAAAAUUUUGUCCAACCAAAGAGGAAAUGGAACUUCUCAAGGGUUACACUGGUGACAAGGAGAGUUUGGGGAAGUGUGAACAGUAUUUUCUGGAGCUGAUGAAAGUGCCAAGGGUGGAGUCCAAAUUAAGAGUUUUUUCUUUCAAAAUUCAGUUCGGCUCUCAGAUUUCUGAAUUCAAGAAGUGCUUAAACACUGUAAAUUCUGCUUGUGAAGAGGUUCGAAAUUCCCUUAAACUGAAGGAGAUAAUGAAGAAAAUUCUCUAUCUGGGGAAUACAUUGAACCAAGGAACUGCAAGGGGUUCUGCUGUCGGAUUUAAGUUGGACAGUCUUCUAAAGCUCACAGAUACACGUGCUUCUAACAGCAAGAUGACGCUAAUGCAUUAUCUUUGCAAGGUCUUAGCUGCCAAGAAACCAGCACUUCUAGAUUUCCACCUCGAAUUUGUUAGCCUUGAGGCUGCAACUAAGAUACAAUUAAAAUCUUUGGCAGAGGAAAUGCAAUCUAUAAUUAAAGGAUUAGAAAAGGUUAAGCUGGAGUUAGCUGCCUCCGAAAAUGAUGGUCCAGUUUCUGAAGUUUUCCGUGAGACAUCAAAGGGAUUCAUUUCUGUUGCUGAAGGAGAGGUGAUGUUGGUAACUAAUCUAUAUUCCGUGGUGGGAAGAAAUGCAGAUGCACUUGCACUCUAUUUUGGUGAGGAACCUGCUCGAUGCCCCUUUGAGCAAGUCACUGCAACACUCUUAAAUUUUGUGAGGUUGUUUCGAAAAGCACACGAAGAGAAUAUGAAGCAGGCUGACUUGGAGAAGAAGAAAGCUGAGAAGGAGGCGGAAAUGCAGAAGGCUAAGGGAGCUAAUCUUAUGAAAAAGGGUGCAAAAUAGUUUAGUUUCUCUUUUCCUACAAGGCUUUCAAGAUGCUGUAAAUGAGGCAGGGCCUGUACCUGAAGGUUUACAGGCCAUGAACUAAGCGCAAAAAUGUCUGUAGACAUUUUCGACAUUCUAUCUCGGAUCAAAAGCUUCUAAACUAAGGUUAUAAUGACAGCCAAGUUGUCGAGGUAAAUGCGAUGGCCCUUCUAGCUUUAUUUUCAGAUUGAAUUUUUUAGUCGAGGACCAGCAUAUUGCUAUGAUAAGUGAUCUCGUUUCAGCUUCCGCCAUCAUUUAGCUCAACUUUUCAGCACCUGAGCGGAUUCCGGUGGGAUUGU
Molecule: messenger RNA, 4046 nt
Organism: Hibiscus syriacus
Lineage: Eukaryota; Viridiplantae; Streptophyta; Magnoliopsida; Malvales; Malvaceae
Product: formin-like protein 20
Exons: 21
Coding region: 190-3726 (1178 amino acids)
Source: RefSeq, a predicted model, not a curated record